AAUCAAAAUCACGUUGAUGUGUUAAUGACAAACCAUCGUGUCCGUUGAUAAUGUCAUAUUUCGUUAAAUGAAUGGUUGAGAUUAGAAUUGUACAAACUUUCAUGCUACAAAAGAAGUAUUGGCUGUGAUUUUCCUUUUUCUGCAUAUGAACCGUUUCACUGGGUGACUAUGUAGUCAGACUCAGACUCACUCAGACUACUUCUAUUAAUGGUGUUACGGCCUCUUCUUUCUCUUCUCCACACUGAAAGCAAAAAAGAGAUAAAAAUAAAAUUAAUUAAUUAAUUAAAAUUAAAAAGUAAUGAUAAUAACACUCCAUUACUGUUGUUGUUAUUAUUAGUUUCUAUUCUCGUAACCAAAAAUAAAUUCUAUUUAUAUUAUCAAACAGAAGAAGAGUUUCAGAGCAAAGCUGGUUUGAGCUGAGUUCGAUCAAAGAAACAAAUUUGGAGAAGAUUUCUUCUGGGGUUGGAGAGAUUUACAAUAUGGAGGAGAGACCUGAGACUGAGCUGAUAUCUAUUCCGGCGACGCCACGUGGUGUUUCAACGCCGGAGAUUCAGACUCCAACAGGGCAGAGGUCGCCUAGGCCGGCUUCUAAGGAGGCGAAGUCGUCGACGGCGUGGACACCGACGUCGUUCAUAUCUCCGAGGUUUCUUAGUCCAAUAGGGACUCCAAUGAAGAGGGUUCUGAUUAACAUGAAGGGUUACUUGGAGGAGGUUGGUCACCUGACGAAGCUGAAUCCUCAGGAUGCUUGGCUUCCCAUUACAGAGUCCAGAAAUGGGAAUGCUCACUACGCUGCUUUUCACAAUCUCAAUGCUGGUGUUGGUUUCCAGGCUCUACUUCUUCCCGUUGCCUUUGCUUUUCUUGGCUGGAGUUGGGGAAUACUUUCUUUGACCAUAGCCUACUGUUGGCAGCUUUAUACUCUGUGGGUUUUAGUUCAGCUACAUGAAGCUGUUCCAGGAAAGAGGUACAACAGAUAUGUAGAACUGGCUCAAGCUGCAUUUGGGGAAAGAUUAGGUGUUUGGCUAGCUCUUUUCCCCACUGUUUACUUAUCAGCUGGUACUGCAACGGCUUUGAUUCUAAUCGGAGGAGAGACCAUGAAACUAUUUUUCCAGAUAGUUUGUGGCCCGCUCUGUACAUCGAAUCCUUUAACCACAGUGGAGUGGUAUCUGGUGUUCACUUCUCUGUGCAUUGUCCUGUCACAGCUCCCAAACCUUAACUCAAUUGCAGGGCUGUCACUUGUAGGGGCUGUUACAGCCAUAACUUACUCAACAAUGGUUUGGGUGCUCUCUGUGAGCCAACAAAGGCCACAAAAACUUUCUUAUGAACCUUUGUCAAUGCCAUCCUUCUCUGCUUCAGUUUUUUCUGUCUUAAACGCUCUUGGAAUUGUUGCAUUUGCAUUCAGAGGCCACAAUCUAGCUUUGGAGAUUCAGGCAACAAUGCCAUCAACAUUUAAGCAUCCAGCUCAUGUUCCUAUGUGGAGAGGAGCUAAAGUUGCCUAUUUCUUCAUUGCCUUGUGUUUAUUUCCUGUUGCCAUUGGAGGCUUCUGGGCCUAUGGGAACCUUAUGCCUUCUGGAGGAAUACUGAACGCUUUGUAUGGUUUCCACAGCCAUGACAUACCGAGAGGGCUACUUGCAAUGACUUUCCUUUUAGUUGUUUUCAAUUGCUUGAGCAGUUUUCAAAUAUACUCAAUGCCUGUGUUUGACAGCUUUGAAGCUGGUUACACCAGCCGCACCAAUCGCCCCUGUUCCAUAUGGGUUCGCUCUGGUUUUCGAGUGUUUUAUGGUUUUGUCAACUUCUUCAUUGGGGUGGCACUCCCAUUUCUCUCAAGCUUGGCUGGUCUCUUAGGAGGACUUACACUUCCAGUCACAUUUGCAUACCCUUGUUUCAUGUGGGUUCUGAUUAAAAAGCCUACAAAGUACAGCUUCAACUGGUAUUUUAAUUGGAUUCUAGGUUGGUUGGGGAUUGCAUUCAGCUUAGCAUUUUCCAUUGGAGGUGUGUGGAGUAUGGUUAACAGUGGACUCAAGUUGAAAUUCUUCAAACCCAGUUGAAAUUUCUACUCAACUCAAUGCUGCCAUGUGUUGUUGUAAUAGGAACUGAACAAUAUGUAUUCAAUUUUGCUGCAAAUUUAUUACUGCGUGUACGUUAUUUAUUAUAUAUAAAUUAUUAUGUGUGUCCAUAUAUGUGGCACAUAUAUUGAAUGUUGUGAUACUAAAUUCAAUCCUAUGCCUGUGCUGCUGGCUUUUGUAACAGUAAUGUCACUUCCAUUAAAUGAAGAAGACAAGUAUCAGUACUGUUGUUUUGAGUCA
Cannabis sativa is the source of this 2303-nucleotide messenger RNA. RefSeq names its product lysine histidine transporter-like 8. Gene Ontology annotation, cellular component: plasma membrane. Lineage: Eukaryota; Viridiplantae; Streptophyta; Magnoliopsida; Rosales; Cannabaceae. The coding region runs from base 480 to 2045 and encodes 521 amino acids. The transcript has 5 exons. The record is from RefSeq and is a predicted model, not a curated record.